AUGGAAAAUUUGGAGCAGAAGAUCCCAGAGAAUCCUUCAGUCACCUCCAGAAAUGAUACACAAUGUAUCGUUACUGGAAAGUUCCUAACCUUACCCCAAGUGAAAGCUAAGAAUAAUUACCCGGACACAGAAGUGAGAGUAACGGUUGCAGGAAUCUAUCUUGGAUAUGAUCUGAUCAGCAGACAGUUCAAAGCGUUGUGUAUGACUUCGUCAGUUGAUGAAUUUGAUGGAAGACCCAAUACUCAUCAUGUUUUAACAUUGGAGUCUGGAGAACGUUUGUGGAGAAGGAUCGAAUGCAAACUCCCUUUUAUACAUACUAGUAGAAUGCGUGGUGAAGUAUGCAUAAGUGGUGUUUCGUAUUUCGGAUAUGAGAUGAGACCUCUCGUGAUUGUUUACUUCGACGUUAGGACGGAGAAGCUCGGCUUUAUUAACAUAUAUAAAGACAUGAAAGGAGAGGGUAAUUCUUAUACUUGUGGUGAAUUGAAGUUGUUCAACUACAAAGGUAAACUAGGUAUACUUCAGAAAAGUUCAGAUUGGCAUUGGAAUAGAGACAGAGAUCCACUUGUGUUGUGGGUUCUAGAAGAUGCUGGAAAUCAUAAAUGGUCCAAGCAUACCUACGAAUUGCCUAGUGUAAUUAGAAGGGAGCAGUUUGUUGGACUGGCUGCUACAGGUGAAAUCGUGUUGUAG
This is a messenger RNA of Microthlaspi erraticum, 687 nucleotides long. Lineage: Eukaryota; Viridiplantae; Streptophyta; Magnoliopsida; Brassicales; Brassicaceae. The record is from the annotation of a GenBank genome assembly.